This is a messenger RNA of Spodoptera littoralis (African cotton leafworm), 765 nucleotides long. NCBI's taxonomy places the organism in Eukaryota, Metazoa, Arthropoda, Insecta, Lepidoptera, Noctuidae. The record is from the annotation of a GenBank genome assembly.
CGUGUUUAAAGCAUUGUUUUUGUGACAUUUUUGCUAUUUCUUUUCUCGAAAUUAAGUUAAUAUUACUUUUAAAAAAUAUUGUGUUAUUUACGUACCUGAAUAGGUUAUUGUUUUGUUGUGUUAAAAAUAAACAAACAUGGUGUUCGAACUUCCAAGGUACAAUAAAUGUUGUUAUUGCAUACCGCUGAAAAUCGGCGUGUUGCUCAUUGGAUAUUUUUCUAUUUUUAUGUCCUGCAUGACCUUAGCUACAGUUUCAUGGUCAAUCUUUAGAGUUACAAAAUUCGUAGAGAAUAAUGAAAAUAGACCAAAUCCUGAACAUCCACCAACUGAAGUCAAGAAAGUGGCUUUGGGCCUGUAUCUGUCGUUUGCGUACUAUUUGUUAGUGUUCCUGAUCAAUCUUGCUAUUAAUAUCGUGUUAAUUAUUGGAGCACAUAGGGAAAAGCCGAAUUACCUGAGGUUCUACUUCCGAGCGACGUUACUGAUGUUCUGCCUGAGUUUAGUAUUGGUUAUUGUGACAUUUGUAUUUAUGGGAUUUGUAGCCACACUGCCCAUACUCAAGUGGUCUUUAACUCUACUCGUGGUCAUGAUCAUAGUAAGAAGUUAUUAUCUGGUCCUGGAAGACAGACAGAAGCAGCCAGUCUAUGAACUGCAGCCUUACGUUCCUGUACAACAAGCACCUCUGGUGGUUUAAUGAUAGACUUCUCAUUUUUGUAUUUUAUAAUAGUUUAGUAAUUUUAUUACCUAAUUAUAAUAAUAAUGCCUGCC